Messenger RNA from Gordionus sp. m RMFG-2023, 962 nucleotides. RefSeq lists its product as uncharacterized. Bases 33 to 962 code for a protein of 309 amino acids. The record is from RefSeq and is a predicted model, not a curated record. The transcript has 7 exons. Lineage: Eukaryota; Metazoa; Nematomorpha; Gordioida; Chordodea; Parachordodidae.
AAAAAAAAUUAUUUCUUUUUAAAUUUUGAAAUAUGAAACUCAAUAUUUUCUUUUACAGUGCAAUUCUUGGCAUUCUAUGUUUUAAUAUUGUGGACUUGAACAAUGAAACCUAUAAAACAAGUUUUACAAGCAAAAGGUGCGUCAAGAUUAAAUGCGAGUCCAUUUACGGAAUAAAAAAUUUCGAAAUCGGGGAAAUCAAAGAUAUUAAUAGUAUAACUUAUAAUGCCACGGCAGGAUUUGAGACUUCUAAUAUUUUCCUACCUGAUCACUCUAUCCAGUUUUUUAUAUGUAAAGUGUUCACAUAUAUAAACGAAACUCAUAUAGGCGGUAAAUUUCAAGAUAUCCUAAUCAAAUAUAUUAUUAAUCAGGAAAGCUACAAAUGCCAGAUAAAUAAUUUAGAAAAAAAAGCGAAAUAUUUCAUAGAAGUUUCGGUUGAAUAUAUAACUGUUACAGGAUUCAAUAAAAGCGCGAAUGUUUUCUCUGCUAUGCACACGUUCAGAUAUGCAACCAAACGGCGUGUCAAAAAUAAUGGAACAAAACGGCCAUUUAUCAAAAAUUAUGAUUUAGAGUUUACUCCUAAGAUAUAUAAAAAAACUACCGCAAAACUAUCGAAAAAAUCAAAAAAAUUCAAAAUUAUAAUAAAAUGGAGUACUGGUCACUUGAAAUGGAAUUUAUCAAGUAUGAUAGACAUGUUCAAUUUGGUCACGGGAAUUUCACCCACCUAUUCCGAGCAUUCGAAUCAACAUAGAUGGUAUAAAAUAUCGGUAAAUACUAAGUCUCACACAUUUCAAAAUGUUGAACCGAAUACCGAGUACGUCGUAACUUUGGGAUUUAUUUUCAAAGAUAAAUUCUCGAGCCUGACAUUAAAAGCAAAUACUAUCGAUAGGGUUUUCGUAAAUUUUACCAGUGAUAUAAGGAGAAUUUUACCGUUAUUAUAUACAUUGGAAGUUCCAAAAAUAUGA